UCCCCUCUGGCCAGACCUGCAGCCCGUGCUGUGCGUGGGGCAUUCUCAAGUUUGAGGGGCAGCAGUUGGGCAAGAGCCUGACCCACUGAAGGAGAAUCUGCUGAAAAGUGAGCUGGAGGACAACGAGGAGAGAUGAGCAUUUCCUCGGAGCACAAGCCCAUCGGGAAGCAGGUCACUGGCAGCCAGCAUAUGUUGCCACCAAUCGUGGAGCUGAACGUCGGCGGGGAGAUGUACACGACAACGCUGAGCACUUUGAAGAAACACCCCGGUUCCAAGCUGGCAGAGAUGUUCACCGGCCAGCACAAACUCAGGACAGACUCCAAAGGGAGGAUCUUCAUUGACAGGCCAGGGACCUACUUCAAAUAUAUCUUGGAAUAUCUGCGUAGUAACCAGGUGCCCACCCAGUGCAUCCAGGAUGUCUACAAGGAAGCUUUGUUCUACGACAUUGAACCCUUAAUCAAGCAGCUGGAGGACUCCCCUCAGAUUUUUGGGGAACGUGUGGCAAGGAAGCAGUUCCUGGCCCGUGUGCCCAGCUACAGUGAGAACGUGGAGCUGAUGAUCCGCAUCGCACGGGCUGAAGCGGUCGCGUCCCGCUACUCCAGCGUCAUCAUAUGUGUUGUCAAAACGGAGGAAGACGUGGCCAGGUGUCAGGAUGCCUUGAACAGCUUGGAUAUGGAUAAAAAAUCCGUGGUGAAAUUUGGCCCCUGGAAGGCAGCUCCAACUAUUUAUGAUUUACUGGACUGCAUUCAAAUGGACGUGAAAGACAAAGGGUACGAAAUCUCCUUACAUGCUCAUGGUGCUGAAAAAGGGUUUCGCUUCAAAUCCCAGGAUUUCUUCCACAUAAUCCGGUUCACCUGGUGGUAGCAAAGUGCCUUUGUUGAUGGAGAGUUGAAGAAACCAGUUAUCAAAACAAAUGAACUUGGGCUGUGGAGACUAAGCCCUGGACUACUGGAGGGACAGGAAGAAACGCGUGGGCCCAUAAAAGUCUCUUCUUUGGUGGUUUGCCAAAUUAAAGAACAUUUGAGAGCCACUGUUUUGUUGGGCAUUAACGGUUAAGUGUACAAUUUUCAAGGUAUGUGUUUUGAACUGGGAGCCAGACCUGAAGUUGAGCAAACUGCACUCAACCUAAGAGAAAUGAGUAUGUCCAAAUGUGUCUUGUGGACAUGGGAAGUUGGUCUCUCAAUAGAAGCUGGAACAAAUUACUACCUCAGAGUCCAGAGUUGCUAGUAGGGUUAGGAGUAGCACGUGGACAGGUCUCCCACUCUGCCUUAUUUUGAGUCAUAAAUACUGAGAGCUACAGAGCACAUUCACCCUAACCUGCUGUCCUCAGAGCCUUCUCCUCAUGGUGAAUACUCCUCAUAAGUUAGGAUCUGCUGUAUGGAGUGCAGCAGUCUGGUCCACAGAUUUAUUCUAGGUAAAGACAGACAAUGGUCUGUCCAUAAAGCACACAGACUAACCUUUAAAUGCUAGCUCACAGCUGCAAUGUUGAAAAAAAAACCAUCUUUGAAAAGCAACAGAUCAGAUUUUGAACUAUUGUUGAGAGAAACGAGGGGAAUACAUAAAAGCUUUCUUCUGAUUAAUGCUUCACUUAUGUUUCUCAUGUAUUGCCAGGCAUGACCUCUCUGAUGAAAAAAAAUUGCAUCUGCACCAUUUCAAGUGGAAUCCCUGAAAGCUGUGUAAAUACUUGCUCAACUUAGAUUUGGAUCUUUAAUGAUCUUACGAUUAUAUCUUUUAUGGGCCCCUUCGAACUGGGGAUUCUACAAUUUUAUGAAGAAGAGGUAAAAAUCACUGAUGAAAUGUAACCUAAAGAACCAUGCUUCUCUCUCAUGUCACCCUAUUUCAACCUUUCGUCUUGUGCCAUUCACUGUUAUCACAACACUAUUUUUAAAUGUAUAAGUUUAGGGAAACCCCCCUGUGAUUUGACUGGAAGGAAAUGCUACUGAAGUGAAAGCCUGGGGCCCAGAGGCGAUUCUUAACAGAACAUGAGUUGGUUCCUACACUGUGUUUAAAAAAUCUGAGCAUUCCAAAGUUGGUAUUUUGUUUGUUUGUCUUGUACGUUUUUUACUGGAGACAGCCAUUAAGAUCGUUUUAAUAAC
Messenger RNA from Lagopus leucura (white-tailed ptarmigan), 2096 nucleotides. RefSeq names its product potassium channel tetramerization domain containing 14 (gene KCTD14). Gene Ontology annotation, biological process: protein homooligomerization. The coding region runs from base 133 to 864 and encodes 243 amino acids. Gene Ontology annotation, molecular function: protein binding. The record is from RefSeq and is a predicted model, not a curated record. Lineage: Eukaryota; Metazoa; Chordata; Aves; Galliformes; Phasianidae. The transcript has 2 exons.